AUGUGUCCCGUCCGCCCACCUGUUCAAGUCAUAAAACAAGUUCAACAUCAGGAAUCCGCUUUUGUGCCUGCAAUGCGUCUUGGAUCCUGCCAAUUCCAGACAUGCAUUGCCGUCGUAAACGUUGAGCUCUCGCACUUUCAGCCCAGUGGCAUUGGAACCAUGGGCGUGUGUCGUCAAGGGCAUAAUCGCUACAUCCGCAGGAUUUUCCUGUCAAAGCAGGACCGAGGAUAUGGUCGCAAGUGA
Molecule: messenger RNA, 243 nt
Organism: Protopolystoma xenopodis
Lineage: Eukaryota; Metazoa; Platyhelminthes; Monogenea; Polystomatidea; Polystomatidae
Source: the annotation of a GenBank genome assembly